This is a messenger RNA of Cotesia glomerata, 2413 nucleotides long. RefSeq names its product protein sly1 homolog (gene Slh). The transcript has 7 exons. NCBI's taxonomy places the organism in Eukaryota, Metazoa, Arthropoda, Insecta, Hymenoptera, Braconidae. The record is from RefSeq and is a predicted model, not a curated record. Gene Ontology annotation, cellular component: Golgi membrane; cytosol. Gene Ontology annotation, biological process: endoplasmic reticulum to Golgi vesicle-mediated transport; intracellular protein transport. Gene Ontology annotation, molecular function: syntaxin binding. The coding region runs from base 190 to 2082 and encodes 630 amino acids.
GUUAUUGUAAUUUUUAUGUAAUUUAUAUAUAGAGAGCGCAGCAGUCAACCUAUUGGACGUCGAAUACACAACAAGUGAGUGACAGAAAACAUAUUUGAUCAACGUCACCACAAUUAUAAUUUAUAUUUUACCUAUUAUCAAAAACAAUUAUAAAAAUUUGGUAGAUUAAUUUUUUAUUUCUCUGCAAAAAUGAUGACGCUUCGAGAAAAACAAAUCCAGGCUCUGAAGCAAAUGUUAAAUUUAAACCAGCAGGAGACAAAAGCCACGACAGCUGUUCCAACCUGGAAAAUAUUAAUUUAUGACCGUGUAGGUCAAGAUAUUAUUUCACCGCUGAUUUCUGUCAAAGAAUUACGUGACUUAGGUAUAACAUUGCACAUGCAAUUACAUUCAGACAGAGAUGUAAUACCCGAAGUCCCAGCAAUAUAUUUCUGCGCUCCAACGGAAGAAAACAUAGGUCGUAUUGAUCAAGACUUCCAAAAUGGUCUUUACGACAUUUAUCACUUGAAUUUUAUAUCCCCAAUAUCUCGACAAAAAAUGGAAGACCUGGCAUCAGCAGCACUUUUAGCCGGUGCAGUUGCCAACAUCCACAAAGUCUUCGAUCAGUAUCUCAACUUUAUUACCUUGGAAGAUGAUAUGUUCGUACUGAGGCAUCAAAACAGCGACAUGAUAUCCUACCACGCGAUAAACCGCGGAGAGAUUAAGGACACCGAGAUGGAAUCAAUCAUGGACAUUAUAGUCGACAGCCUGUUCUCAGUCUUCGUAACUCUAGGAACUGUUCCAAUAAUCCGGUGCCCACGUGGUAACGCCGCAGAGAUGGUUGCCAAGAAGCUGGACAAAAAGCUCAGGGAGAAUGUCUGGGACACGAGGAACAGUUUGUUCCAAGGUGAAGUCGCGGGUACUGGACACUUUUCAUUUCAACGACCGCUCUUGAUAGUCUUGGACCGUAGUGUUGACAUGGCGACGCCGCUGCAUCACACUUGGACCUACCAGGCGCUGGCUCACGACGUUCUCGAGCUGGCGCUCAAUCGGCUGGUGGUUGAAGAAAAUGUUGGGCGGUCUCCAGCUGGAGGCGCCAGGUCCAAAACUCGACCUUGCGAGCUUAAUAAUACCGACCGCUUUUGGUCUCAGCAUAAAGGCAGUCCCUUCCCUCGGGUCGCUGAGGCUAUUCAGGAAGAAUUGGAGCAGUACCGCGUCUGCGAGGAAGAAGUUAAAAAACUUAAAAGCUCGAUGGGUAUUGACGGUGACAUGGACAUACCCGGUAAUAUGGUUGCCAACAACACAGCCCGGCUGACAAAUGCAGUAAACUCUUUACCGCAACUAUUGGACAUGAAGCGGCUGAUUGACAUGCACACGACGAUCGCCACGGGAAUUCUAAAUUCCAUAAAGUCACGUCGACUUGACACGUUCUUUGAAAUAGAAGAAAAAAUAAUGAGCAAGCAAACUUUAGACCGCAGCAUUCUCGAUAUUAUUAAUGACCCAGAAGCUGGAACACCUGAGGAUAAAAUUCGGUUGUUUAUUAUUUAUUACCUCUGUACAAACAUGUCAGAGGUUGAGUUCAACAAGCAUGAAGCUGCGCUAGCCAAUGCUGGAUGCGAUCUCAAUCCACUUAUGUACAUAAAGAGAUGGAGGGGAUAUACAAAAUUAUCGGGUAUUCAGAAUAGUUAUGAAGGUGGUGGUACUAAAACUGUUAGUAUGUUUUCUAAACUUAUGAAUCAGGGUUCGUCGUUUGUGAUGGAAGGGGUCAAAAAUCUUGUGGUUAAAAGACAUAAUUUACCUGUGACUAAAAUAGUUGACGAAUUAAUAGAAAUGAAACAAAGUUCAAGUACUGAAGAUUAUUAUUAUCUUGAUCCAAAGCAAUUGAAACAAAUUGAACAUGUACCUAAAAAUCGUACUACAUUCCAAGACGUUAUUGUAUUUAUCGUUGGUGGUGGUAAUUACAUUGAGUAUCAAAACUUGAACGACUAUGUAAAGCAAAAAACAAGUAGCGGUGCCAACAAAAGAGUUAUCUACGGUUCAACGACGUUAAUAAACGCCCGACAAUUUAUCAAACAAUUGUCAUUACUCGGGCAAGAAGUACACUGACUAAAAAACUAAUUUAUAUAACGAUAAGUAUAAUUAUUUAUAAAAAAAAAAAGUGGGGGUUAUUUAGCUAAGCAGGGCUCAGUGUAUGUACAUUAAAUAAAAUCAUUGUAAAGUAACACAGAAUGAUUUUGAAAACUCGUGUUAUUUUACAAUAGCAAUUGAGAAAACAAGUAAACAAUUACAAUUAUUUGUACAAUGCGGUUUUUGAAAUAUAAAAACAUCAGCAGAGCCUCGACACGUGGCAGUCUUAUUGCUGCGCAUGGUUACUAUUUGUGCUGUAAAUAAAAAAAAAAUUAAAACAUUUAUUAAUAAAUUGUUAUAUUCAAAGUAA